Molecule: messenger RNA, 2960 nt
Organism: Meriones unguiculatus (Mongolian gerbil)
Lineage: Eukaryota; Metazoa; Chordata; Mammalia; Rodentia; Muridae
Gene: Arx
Product: aristaless related homeobox
Exons: 5
Coding region: 251-2026 (591 amino acids)
Biological process (GO): regulation of transcription by RNA polymerase II
Molecular function (GO): RNA polymerase II transcription regulatory region sequence-specific DNA binding; DNA-binding transcription factor activity, RNA polymerase II-specific
Source: RefSeq, a predicted model, not a curated record
CGCCGGCAGCUCACUACACUUGUUACCGCUUGUCCUGAGCGCGGAGAGGACGCACUCAGGCUGAGGCCAGGGUAGAAGCCCGAACCCGAGGGAGGCAGAGAGGGACAAAGAUCGCAGCGAUACCUGUUAGAAUCCGCCCUCCAAACCACCCCCACGCCCCCCACCCCUCCAGACACACACCUCCAUCCCACCCGCCGGGAAGAGGCAGCCGGAGGUUCGCGUUCUGAGCCUAAGGCAAAAAGCUCUAGCCAUGAGCAAUCAGUACCAGAAAGAGGGCUGCUCGGAGAGGCCUGAGUGCAAGAGUAAGUCUCCAACUUUGCUCUCCUCCUACUGCAUCGACAGCAUCCUGGGCCGGAGAAGCCCGUGUAAAAUGAGGCUUCUGGGAGCUGCACAGAGCUUGCCUGCCCCGCUGGCCAGCCGCGCUGACCAGGAAAAGGCCAUGCAAGGCUCUCCCAAGGGCAGCGGCGCCCCGUUCGAGGCCGAGCUGCACCUGCCUCCCAAACUGCGGCGCCUCUACGGUCCGGGCGGGGGCCGCCUCCUCCAGGGAGCAGCGGCGGCGGCGGCGGCCGCGGCGGCGGCUGCGGCGGCGGCGGCCACCGCCACGGGCGCGGCGGGUCCCCGCGGGGACGUCCCUCCACCUCCGCCUCCACCUCCUCCUCAGGCCGCCCGGCCCGGGGAGCGUCCGGACGGCGCCUCCGGGGCCGCCGCAGCCGCCGCGGCCGCCGCCGCCGCCGCCGCCGCCGCCUGGGACACCCUGAAGAUCAGCCAGGCGCCUCAGGUGAGCAUCAGCCGCAGCAAGUCGUACCGGGAGAACGGGGCCCCGUUCGUGCCGCCGCCGGCCGCGCUCGACGAGCUGGGGGGCCCGGGGGGCGUCGCGCACCCCGAUGAGCGCCUCGGCGCGCCCGGCGGCACCGCCAGCGCCCCGGCGGCGGCGGCUGGGGCUGCGGCUGGGGCUGCGGCGGCCGGUGGCGGCGGCGGCCCGGGCGCCGAGGACGACGAGGAGGAACUGUUAGAGGACGAGGAGGAGGACGACGAAGAGGAGGAGCUGCUGGAGGACGACGACGAGGAGCUGCUGGAGGAGGAUCCCCGGGCGCUGCUCAAGGAGCCCGGGCGCUGCUCCGUGACCGCCGCCGCCGCCGCGGGCACGGUGGCCGCAGCUGCUGCAGCCGCCGCCGCCGCCGGGGCCAGCGAGGGCGGGGAGCUGUCGCCCAAGGAAGAGCUGUUGCUGCACCCGGAGGACGCCGAGGGCAAGGACGGGGAGGACAGCGUGUGCCUGUCGGCGGGCAGCGACUCCGAGGAGGGGCUGCUGAAGCGCAAGCAGAGGCGCUACCGCACCACCUUCACCAGCUACCAGCUGGAGGAACUGGAGCGGGCCUUCCAGAAGACGCACUACCCGGACGUCUUCACCAGGGAGGAGCUGGCCAUGAGGCUGGACCUGACUGAGGCCCGAGUCCAGGUGUGGUUCCAGAACCGCCGGGCCAAGUGGCGCAAGCGAGAGAAGGCUGGCGCGCAGACCCAUCCUCCGGGGCUGCCCUUUCCCGGGCCGCUGUCGGCUACCCACCCGCUCAGCCCCUACCUAGACGCCAGCCCCUUCCCCCCGCACCACCCUUCGCUGGACUCAGCUUGGACCGCCGCUGCCGCCGCCGCCGCAGCCGCCUUCCCGAGCCUACCUCCGCCUCCCGGCUCUGCCUCCCUGCCGCCCAGCGGGGCGCCGCUGGGCCUCAGCACUUUCCUAGGAGCAGCUGUGUUCCGGCACCCGGCCUUCAUCAGCCCGGCGUUUGGCAGGCUCUUUUCCACCAUGGCCCCCCUGACCAGCGCUUCGACCGCCGCUGCGCUCCUGAGACAGCCCACACCUGCGGUGGAGGGCGCGGUGGCCUCAGGCGCGCUGGCUGACCCGGCCACCGCCGCGGCAGACAGACGCGCCUCCAGCAUAGCGGCGCUGAGGCUCAAGGCUAAGGAGCACGCUGCGCAGCUCACGCAGCUCAACAUCCUGCCUGGCACCAGCACGGGCAAGGAGGUGUGCUAAAGGCUGCCCUCCGCCAUUGCGCUCCUUGGGCGCGACAGGAAAGGUCACCUCAACUCAGCACCACUCAAGACCAAAUGGAAACAGAGGACCAGCACACUCCCAAGACGGCACAGACAGAGCGCAGCCGCCGCCUUCGCAGCAGCCUGGAAGCGGACGAGGCAGCUCUUGGCGCUAAAGGACACGGCACCUCUUUCAAUGGCUGUCCCCCUGCCCCUGCCCCUGUCCCUACCCCUGCCACUUUCCAACGUCGCUCCAACUCAAUCGUCCACUCUCCCACUCUUACCUUACUGAAAAAUAACGGGGAGGGUUUCUCCCCAAGAUGCCUAGUAUUGAAGUUUAAAAAAAAAUUAAAAGCCCAACCUUCCCCACUUAGCUUUUCUUUUGAAUAGCAUUUUGGCGCUCUUAGUUGAUUUCAGCGCGGCCCAGCUACACGCCAGGGCCAGGGAAGCGAAUGCGAAUCUGUAAGAUAACUAACAGUGCACUUAAAGAAAAGGGGCGUCUCGUUCUUGUUCUCUUCUUUAUCAUACACCAACCAAGGUUUUUAUAUCAAACCAAAGGGAAAUACUCUGCUAGAAUAUGGACUGUUGAAGUCACCAAACUGUGAUUAUUGAUUCUGUACAUACCAUUGUUAUUAAAAAAAAAAAAAAAAGAACAGAGCUUUGUAUAUUUGAAAUGUUAUAACGCAAUUGCACUCAGCGUGGUAUGGUAAAAAUUUGUCCUCCUGUAGAUUCUUACUGUGUUGUAGAUACAGUAGGGUUCCUAGACAAAUAUUUAUGUACUCAAGCCCUUUAUUUAACUUAUUAACUGUAGAGGCUUCGGAAAUCUUCAAGAUAAAGGCAAUGGUACAGUGCUUUUGUGUAAUGUGUAAUUGUUAUCACUUUUCCUUGCUAUCUAGUGGAGAAGUGUCACGCUCAAAAUAAAAUAUAUAUCUAUA